UUUAAGAAUAGGGAACGCACACGAGACUACAUAGAUGGAAUCAAAUUACUGUAUAUCAUCCCUCCCUAAAAGGUAUUGACAUGGGCGACUAUUCUUAAAGUGGGGACGAUUUCUGGAGGGGGGAACCUGAACGACCAAUAACGCUUCAACUUAUGAUGUCAUCGGAGGAGGAGACAGAGUUUGGUUUGUACACAGAUAAGCUCCUGAAGAAAACCAAAAGAACUAGACAGCGUGUGGACGCCGGCGAGCCGCGUAACUCGUAUUCCUCAAUACCGAAUUUCAGUUCGCGUCCGACGUUUCUCGGUGGCGGUAAUAAUUUGUACGGCGCGAUUUUCACCCAACAGCAACAGUUCGGUCUGUUCGGACCGGGGUUCGCACCCGCUAAAAUGUUAAACGAAUUACUCGGUCGGCAGAAGGCCGAAUCCGGCACGGACGGUGAGGAAGUUAAAUUCGAAUCGGUGAUAAGGUGUGACAGCAGCCCGUCCUCUGGGGAUCAGCUCGCUCAUCACAUGCUCAGAGAUAUCCUUCAGGGCAGAAAGCACGAACUGCUGGCGCUGGAGCACGACAUGCGCAACGGCCAGGACCACAUCAUAAACAACAAUAACAACGAACCCAAGGCGAGUCCGGAGCGGAACGACGUUGACGCUGUCGGUACGAUGAAAGAGUGUCUCGCAGACGCCUCAGCGGCCGCGGGUGAACGACAAUCGGAACUCAUGGAGGAGGCCCUCAACGGCAUGGAGACUGAAUCGCUGCCAUCACCCAAGGUGGAGCCGGCCAGUCCCGCCAAACCGGAAGAUGCGAAGAAAGCCCGAGUGGAAAACAUCGUCUCAGGUAUGCGAUCCAGUCCGGCACCACCUCAAGUCAACGGAUGCAAGAAACGAAAGCUCUACCAGCCGCAACAGCACGACAGCAACGCGGACAGGUUUAUCGACGACGACGAUGAAGAAAUCGAACCAAUUAGGGCGAAGCGAGUGGAGAAAAACCUACUCAAAUCCCAACUCAGGACAAUGCAAGAACAAUUAGCUGAAAUGCAACAAAAAUAUAUCCAAUUGUGCACACGUGUAGAACAAAAUUCCGAGGAAAGCCAAGAAGUCGAGGAAAUUCCUAGUGACAGUGAACAGAGCAAAAGGUCCGCGGCUCCUUCACCGGUGUGUACCAGUACACCUACUCCCGUGCAACAACCCCCGACAUUGGCCCAACAGGUGAGCAAAUUAAAAAUCAGUCCGCCAGGACCACCUUUCCACAACGGACUAUUGCACGAACACCAGCAACACAUGAACAAUGCCGCUGCCAUGUAUUUAGGCGUUAGCCACAAACUGCUCAUGGAACAAGAAGCCAGACUGGCCAAGGAAGCUGCUCAAGCUUCGCAGGCCAACAGUGAAUCCCAGCAAAAUCAAAAUUAUCCACCACAGAAACCUGAGAACUUUGCCGAUAGGUUACACAUGAUGAGAAACAUGACUCCGACCAAUACGGACCUCGAAGGUUUGGCAGACGCCCUCAAAUCUGAAAUAACGUCGUCACUAUCGAAUUUAAUCGACUCGAUCAUGUCCCGAUUCGUUCUCCAAAGACGGUGUAAGCAACAAGAUGCGGCCACUGCGGCUGAACAAUUGAACAAGGACCUCCUGAUGGCCUCUCAACUCCUCGAUAGGAAAUCACCUCGGACAAAAAUAGCCGAACGGCCCAACGCACCACCACCACCAUCCAAUCAAAAUCAAAUGGUAAAUGGAAAUGGUGGUUGUCCACCAAUUAUGCCUGUUCACAAUAUGAACAAUAUGCAAAAGCAUUCAGAUCUUCAUAUAAGGCCUCCGAUGUUUCAGCCACCAAAACCGCCAGGUAUUAGUCAGGGGCCUUUGUACUCUAUGAACCAUCCUUUCUGCGUAUCAAAGCAGGAAACACCAGAACAGAACGAGGCCCUCAGUCUGGUAGUAGCGCCAAAGAAGAAGCGCCACAAGGUCACGGAUACCAGGAUCACGCCGCGCACUGUCAGCAGAAUCCUCGGCCAAGACGGCAUGGGAAUGUCGCCCGCCCCCAUGGAGACCAACCAAUGUUCAUCACCAAGGCCUCCCCCAUAUCACCAGCCGCCGCCGAUGUUGCCCGUCUCCCUUCCGACAUCGGUGGCGAUACCCAACCCCGGCCUUCACGAAUCUCAGGUCUUCUCGCCCUACAGCCCCUUCUUCCACGGACCAAGCCAUGGCCACCACAUGGCGAUGCAGGCAUCAUCCUCUCCACCUCGAAUGCACAAAAUGGAGCGUGAAUCGCCCCCAAUUCACCACCAUCCCACAUUGUUGCACCCCGCACUAUUGGCGGCAGCCCAACAUGGGGGAUCCCCCGACUACGCGCACAUGAGGCCUUCAGGAGGCAUGAAAAUGGACAACAGCGACAUGAAUUCCGACUGCAACUCCGGAGACAUCUCCUACGACGGGAUGAAACCUACUAUAUCCUUUUUAUGCAAAGAUUACAAUAAUAGUCAGAAUCUAUCCUUAACUCCUGAGCACUCGUCUACAUUGACGCCGAUGCAUCUGAGGAAAGCGAAGUUGAUGUUCUUCUGGGUCAGGUACCCAAGCUCAGCUGUCCUCAAAAUGUAUUUCCCGGACAUCAAAUUCAACAAGAACAAUACUGCCCAGCUGGUGAAGUGGUUCUCAAACUUUAGGGAGUUCUACUACAUCCAAAUGGAGAAGUACGCUAGGCAAGCGGUAUCCGAAGGGGUGAAGAACGCCGACGAUCUCCACGUGGGUGGCGACUCAGAAUUGUACCGUGUGCUCAACCUGCACUACAACAGAAACAAUCACAUCGAGGUUCCCUCGAACUUCCGAUUUGUGGUGGAGCAAACGCUCCGGGAGUUCUUCAAGGCGAUCCAAGAGGGACGAGACGCCGAGCAGUCAUGGAAGAAGUCCAUUUACAAAAUCAUCUCCAGGCUGGACGACCCAGUGCCGGAGUACUUUAAAUCCCCAAAUUUCCUCGAACAACUCGAGUGACCGGUUUGUGAUGCCGGUAGUAAACCGGUACCAUGUGGUAACCAAUGGUUCUCGCGUGGUACCGCGCGUUAGACUAAGACUAACGUAUCCAAACACCAUGGAGAAUCGGUGACAAGUUUUACACUGUCAACAAGUUUUAGUUGUUAUUAUGAAUGGGUUUGAAGAGGAACUAAGCCAUCUUCGAAAACAUGUCGGACAAUUUAUAAAUAUUGUUGUGUUAAGUUGGCAGAAGAGACAAUUAUACUUGCCUCAGGCUUUAUGUUCGUAAAUACGAACAGUGAAUAAAAUCAAUUUUCCAGUGAUUACCUGAAUAUUUACCGGAUAGAAUUUAACGGCGUCAAGUCCUAAGUUUUUUUAAACCAGCAGUUAGCAAAGUUCAAAAUCUGCACUGUUUUUCGUUUACUUUUGGCAUGUUUUUGUUUAUUGCCACUGUAAACUGUGCUGUUGUAAACACAGCAUGUAUAUAUCUAUAUUGUAUAUAGUAUUUAUCUCUGAUUUCUUUAAUUUAUACUAUUAGAAUAUUAUCUUUCCUAACCAAAGUUAUAUUUUUGCUAGUCUUCGUUGCAUAAUGGACCACAUUGGCCCAGAGUGCGUUUUGUAUUAUUUCGCUGAUCACACGUGCUGCUUGAAUGUCGGCGGGUGCCACGAGGGGCUGCAAACUACAAAUUUCUAGACCUCGCACUAAAUUUUAUGUCCAUUUAUAUUUUGAACAUCUAAAUUAUACAGACGGAACUCGUCAGAGUUACAAAUACUAUAUGUCUCGCAGCCUUCUUUGUGGAACCUGUGUUGUAUUUUCGCAGAGUUGUCAAUCAGCAACCAAAUUCUUUUUGAUAAAACACUGGGAAACCCGAUUGUUUUCCAGUGUUUUUUCAAUGAAUUAACACAAAUAUUAUAUUAUCUCUGUGUAUGAAAUACAUAACGAAUAUAAUGUCUGUGUAAAAUAUUAAGCGGAUAUGCUUUGUAUGAUUUUUUUUUUGUUUAUUUGUUUCCCCAAGAAAACGUUGUCGGAAAUACGCCUUAUUCAACUAAAUUUAAUAUUUAGGACAAAAAUCAAAAUUUACUGUAAAUAGUACAUAAUUGUGAUAAUAGUGCACUGAUAGUUGGAAAAUUUAGUGCGCUGGUUCAUAGGCCCUUUUCCAACAACUUUUUCCACACCAUUUAUUUGCAUUGAUUUUGUUUUUGUAUUUAUUUUUGUGUUGCAUUCUAUUUGGACUAGUUGCUGAAUUAUGAUUUUUGUAGCAUAUCUUCUUAAUAUGAUUUAUUUAUAAUUUAGUUAUAUUUUUUCACUGGCACAAUAUUAGUGUAGAUUUAAAGAAUCUCGCAAUCACACUGUGUGGGGCAACUAGUCAAUAGUUAAUAAAUAUAUUAUUGUAUUA
Aethina tumida (small hive beetle) is the source of this 4351-nucleotide messenger RNA. RefSeq names its product homeobox protein prospero (gene pros). Gene Ontology annotation, cellular component: nucleus. The transcript has 7 exons. Gene Ontology annotation, molecular function: RNA polymerase II cis-regulatory region sequence-specific DNA binding; DNA-binding transcription factor activity, RNA polymerase II-specific. The record is from RefSeq and is a predicted model, not a curated record. NCBI's taxonomy places the organism in Eukaryota, Metazoa, Arthropoda, Insecta, Coleoptera, Nitidulidae. Gene Ontology annotation, biological process: regulation of transcription by RNA polymerase II. Bases 153 to 2975 code for a protein of 940 amino acids.